Messenger RNA from Drosophila bipectinata, 3594 nucleotides. RefSeq names its product cyclin dependent kinase 11B pitslre (gene Pitslre). The record is from RefSeq and is a predicted model, not a curated record. NCBI's taxonomy places the organism in Eukaryota, Metazoa, Arthropoda, Insecta, Diptera, Drosophilidae. Gene Ontology annotation, cellular component: nucleus. Gene Ontology annotation, molecular function: ATP binding; protein serine/threonine kinase activity. Gene Ontology annotation, biological process: regulation of mitotic cell cycle; protein phosphorylation.
CGACGCCAUUUUCUUUUCGAAUUUCGAACCUUUUUGUCAGAUUUCACAAAAGCCAGACAGACUUUGUUAAAGAGCGUGAUAUACCACCGAUUACCCCAAGUAAAUUAUAUAUAAAUGCGAAGCACUAGUCAGCUAGACGAUUGAACCCAAGGCGGCGUGCAUUUCGCGAGGCGAACGCUGCAGACGACCGCUGAAAAUUACGUGAAUCAGCAUAAAGCAUAUUGGCAUUUUAAUUUGCGUGAAUCCUGCGACACCUCGUGCAAAGAUGGUCAAUUCGUCUGGCAGCGAGGAUGGCCAGCUGCGGAGCCCCAACGAUGGGCAUUAUCACAGGCCAAAAAGUGUGUACUUGUCCCAUGACCGAGGCGCGCGAUGGCCAACAACAAUACCUAAUAAUAAUAUCAUAAUAAAAAACCAACAAAGCUAUUAUAAAAACAAAAAAUACCAAUACCAAACAAAAAAUGAAAUCAAUAUGCAAAAUUCGAGUUUAAAACCGUGCACCUACAGUGGCGACGGGAGAAAGCCUCUCCAUCUCCAUCUCCUGGCCGGUGGGACGAAAUCUUCUCAAGCCAUCGACGCUAAUCUGGCUUGACCCGCUGACUAAUGUUAUGAAUAUGUUUCGAGAAACUGAGAAUUGAGAAUCGGAUUGAGAGAUCAGAUCACUAUAUAUGCUCCGAACCGAACCGAUCUCGCUCAUGGGCUGCUGGCGCGCUGGUGAGGAUGAGGAGCACGAAGCGGACGCCGAUGCGCUGUACAUACAACCACCGCAAGCGAGCAGGGAAUCGGGAUCCGGUUCCAGGAGAGAGAAGAAGAAACAUUCCCGCGAACGCCGGCGUCACAAGGAACGGGAGAAUGUGGGAGGCGGGCUAGAGCGCGAUCAUCGUUACGAUUAUCGGACCAGGGAGGAUCCAUACCACCAGCACCACCACCGAGAACGUGUCCACCAUCUGAGCCACGCCUACCACUACCAACAGCCGCAGCCGGCGCCCCAGCAGCCGCUUCCGGCCAUCGGUUACGCCCAUCAACACCACCAUCAUCAGCAGCAUUUAAGCGGAGCGAGAGCUGCUCCCCGGGGAGACUAUCAUUCCUAUCCGUCUAGCUAUCAUUCAACCAGUCGGCACGCGGACUAUCCCAUGGAGGAGCCGCCUCGCCGAAGCAGUAAAUACGUGGAGAGCAAGGAUGCCGAAAGCCUCGAGCAGGAUCUGCGCUCCAGGCUGCUGAAGAAACGGCACAACUAUGUCAAGGAUUACGAGUCGGAGGAAAACUACGAGCGAGGCGAAAGGGAUAGAGAGCGGGAGCGAGACCGGGAACGGGGUCGCAAGGAGCGGGAUCGAAGUGCUCGAGCCCACAAGCAGAGCCGCCACGAUCGCGUGAUCGAGCUGCUUGACAGCCCCGAGGCAGAGUCGCAGCCUCAGCAGCACAAGUCCCAUCGGAAGUGGCGCGACGAUACAGAAGUCAGCCGCCGGAAGGUGACCGAAGAUCCGGAGCAGUCGGCACGGAGGGAAAAGAUGCUAGCGGCCGAACGGGAGAACCGCCAGCGGAAGCAGAACGCCCGCGAGGAGUUGGAGGCCCGCCGAGAGCUCUUGCGUGAGCGGAACGAACACAGCGAUGCACUAAGUCCAACGGCAGUAGCUGCCAGUGUCACCGCAGGCUUGAAUAUCGUGAAGAGGAAGUCAAAGGACAGCUAUGACCGGGACAUCAAGCACAAGAAGCGACGCGAAGAGGUGGAGGUGAUUCGGGACGAUGACGAGGAAAGUGAGGAGAGCGACUCCAAUGAGGAGGAACGCGAGGAGGACAGCGCGGAAAGCGAGAGCGAGUCGGGCAGCGAUGAAAGCUACGCCAGCAAGAAGAAGAGCAAGAGAAAAUCAAAGUCUCAAGCCGUGGAUGACGACGACGAAGAUCUGCCCCUGCCCGAUAGUCCUCUGAGCGUUGGCGAACUGUACAAGUCCCCUAAGCACCGCCCCCGGUCUCGGUCCGUUAGUUCCAAGAGCAGCUCCCAGUCUAGUCGCAGCAGCCGCUCUCGAUCUCGUUCCAGGAGUCGCAGCAGCCUCGACGAUGAUGAAGAGGAUCAACGGGCAGGAUCUCCCAGCAGCAGCACCCGCAGUGAGGAGCGUGGAAUGGCUCAGCAGGUUGAGGAGAAGCCCGAUGAGAAACUCAAGGAGCGAGCUCAGAAAUCUCUCGAGGAUCAGCCGCCCUGCGACGACAAGGGUGUGCCGCUCCCGAACUACUACCCCGGAGUGCAGGGCUGUCGCUCGGUGGAGGAGUUUCAAUGCUUGAAUCGCAUCGAGGAAGGUACCUACGGAGUCGUUUAUAGAGCUAAGGAUAAGAGGACCAAUGAGAUUGUGGCUCUGAAACGCUUGAAAAUGGAGAAGGAAAAGGAGGGUUUCCCCAUCACAUCCCUCAGAGAAAUAAACACGCUGCUCAAGGGGCAGCAUCCGAAUAUAGUUACUGUGCGCGAGAUCGUAGUCGGUUCCAACAUGGACAAAAUCUUCAUUGUUAUGGACUACGUGGAGCACGACCUCAAGUCGCUCAUGGAGACUAUGAAGAACCGCAAGCAGAGCUUCUUUCCAGGAGAGGUUAAGUGCCUCACACAGCAGCUUUUGCUGGCGGUGGCCCAUCUCCAUGACAACUGGAUUUUGCAUCGCGACCUGAAGACCUCCAAUCUGUUGUUGUCCCACAAGGGCAUCCUCAAAGUGGGCGACUUUGGAUUGGCCCGCGAGUAUGGCUCGCCGAUCAAGAAGUACACAUCGCUGGUGGUCACGCUGUGGUAUCGUGCCCCGGAGCUACUCCUCUGCUCGCCGGUCUACUCAACGCCCAUCGACGUGUGGUCGGUGGGCUGCAUUUUCGCCGAGUUCCUCCAGAUGCUGCCCCUGUUUCCGGGCAAGACCGAAAUCGAUGAACUAAAUCGGAUAUUUAAGGAACUUGGCACUCCCAACGAGAAGGUCUGGCCCGGCUACACUGACCUGCCGGCAGUGAAGAACAUGCUGUCGCAAAACUCACAGUUCACCGAAUAUCCCGUCUCGCAGCUGCGCAAGCACUUCCAGGAGAAGACCUCCGACAUGGGCCUGUCGCUUCUUCAGGGCCUCCUAACGUACGACCCGAAACAAAGACUGACGGCCGACGCAGCCCUGAAGCACACCUACUUCAAGGAGCUGCCCCUGCCCAUCGAUCCGUCUAUGUUCCCCACCUGGCCGGCGAAGAGUGAGCUGGGCGUUCGCAAGGCGCAGGCCUCCUCGCCCAAGCCGCCGUCGGGUGGUUCGCAAUUCAAGCAGCUGGGCCGGGAUGAGCCCAUCGUCACGGGGCCGGGCAACAAGCUAUCCUCUGGCAUCAUUACAGGGAACAAGAAGAGCCACGGUGCUGGGGCCUCGUCGGCCAGCACGGGAUUCGUACUCAACGCUGGUCUCACCCAGCGUCAACUGGCCAUGGGACCGGGAUUCAGCCUGAAGUUCUGAUUCGAGUCCGGGCUGGGACUGUGUGUUUUUAGCCAAUUACGAUUAAGAAUAAGUGUUAUGUAUAGUUAGAGAUGUAAGUAAAAAAUUUCGUUUAAUUGUAUGUGUAUAAAUAUUGUUCCAUAUAUAAUUUUAAAAGCCAUACAAA